Haplochromis burtoni (Burton's mouthbrooder) is the source of this 2361-nucleotide messenger RNA. RefSeq lists its product as uncharacterized. The coding region runs from base 773 to 1507 and encodes 244 amino acids. NCBI's taxonomy places the organism in Eukaryota, Metazoa, Chordata, Actinopteri, Cichliformes, Cichlidae. Gene Ontology annotation, biological process: immune response; T cell costimulation; negative regulation of T cell proliferation. The transcript is spliced from 4 exons. The record is from RefSeq and is a predicted model, not a curated record. Gene Ontology annotation, cellular component: external side of plasma membrane.
UGCAGGGUGUGAACCACCAGCCUUCCGAAUAGCAGAGGACCUGCUCCACCACCUGAGCUACACCCCAACAGUGAGUCACAUUCAGUGUGAGCAGCCAAACAUGAUGGCAGACUGCCACAGAUCACUGCUGAGGAAAGAGGAGGCGUUCAGCUUCCUCAUAGUUCCACACCUGCAUGAAGCAGCCUCACCCUGACAGCUUCAAAUCACUGUGUCAGCUGAUCACUUCCUGUCCUGUGAUUGGCUGAGCUUCAGGCCUUCUCUCAGUCAAACUGGAAACAGGGAUUGAGACAGUGUGAGGGUUUGUGGAGUGCCACAGUGCUGUAAUGAAUACUGUAGUGGAAGAAGUUCUUUCACACUCUUCAUCCUGGAGCUGCUUUAUGUCCAUGAUCUGCAUGGAAACACAUCUAUGGAGAGGAAAUCCAGCUGCUGAGGGUCACAUCUGCAUCAUUGUAGCUACAGUGGAUGUUUCAGCGUCAGGACUGAAGGCGGAGCUUUGUGCGUGUCAGGGUGAGGCCGCAGCAGCCGCCUCCAACCGGAGCGCUCGGGCGUGAAACUAGGAGGAAAGCCGACGUCCUCCUCUUUCCUCAGAAGUGAUCUGUGGCCGGCCGGACUUCAUUCCACAGAUGUGCUUUAACAAAGUGUGAAGCUGAACUCUGAGCUGUGACAGUGAAGCAGUGUGAGAGUGUCAGUAGAUGAUCAGCAGAGGAAAGUGAAGCUGCUGUGAGCUGAUGUCCUGAAGGGCUUUUAAAGAGUCUCUGAGUUUGACAGGAACAUGAAGAUGUUUGUGGUGUUUGUGAUCCUCCUGCACGUUUCCCAGCAUGCCUUGGUGGUGGUGGAGGUGAAUGAGGGGGAAAGAUCUGUCCUGCUGCCCUGUCAGUACUCAGGUUUAAUACCUGUGGACCCCACAGUAACAUGGACUCGCAACGAUCUCAAUCCCAAAUCUGUCCACGUGAGACAGGAAGAAACAGAUGACAUAACAGGACAAAACCAGCGUUACAGCGGGCGCACAUCAAUGAGGCCUGAUGCUCUGGACACUUUAGACUUCAGCCUCACUGUGAGAAAACCAAUAAAGACUGACAGCGGCAACUACACCUGCUCCAUCAGUGAUGGGAGAGCAGAACGCAGGCUGAGAGAUAUACAGUUGAAGGUCAAAGACCAACAGGUGGAGGUGAAGGUGGAGGAAGAGUCAAACUCUGUCAUCCUGCCCUGCAAAACAAAACCUGACCUGCCUGAGGACACAACAGUGGAGUGGACUCGCUCUGACCGAGAACUCAAGAUCGUCCAUGUCCAUGCAAACAGAAGUGACCACCUGAAAAAACAAGACAACCUUUACUGUGGCCGUGCAAAGAUGAACGAAGACCUGCUGAGAACUGGAGACCUCAGUCUGACCCUGAAAUACCCCACAGAGAGAGACACAGGAGGCUACAUCUGCACCAUCUACAGGGACAGAGACAUCCUGAGACAGAAAGUAGUGCUGCAUGUCAGAGGUAAGAGAUGUAGAUUCUAAUAGACCUUUGGUACAGGGGAGGGUUUCCAACUCCUAAAUUGUUUGCUCACAAAGUGACAAAUUCACCGUGUUCUACCGUAGCAUAGGCAAAAUGAGCCGCGUCUGUAGGCACCCAAUUUGGAUCAUUUUCAUUCUCAGUUAUCUCCUUUAAGCCUCGAAAUAGGAGAAGACAACGUUGCACAUAGGUAUUUAAUUCAUGCACCUCAAUCUCAGACCACACUGUCAUCUCAUAAGGUGCAUCACCUUCAUGUGCGACAACGUGACACUCACAGCUGACCCCCAGCAAACCCUCCAUUUCAGUAAUUUUUAUACAACAAGUGACAGAAUGCAGCACUGCCAUGUUUGCUUAUAUUUUAUAUAAAUAGGAAAUUAUCUGUGUUAAAUGGAACUGUUUAAUGCAUGGGACACAAUAUAAUCAUUUAUUGUUGAAGGGACAAAUGUCAAAGGGGUUCUAACAGGUCCACUUUAUUGCGUGCUCAUAAAUUUUGUUAUCUGUUAUUUUGUAACUCAAUGUGCUUUAUCGUUUGAAAUUAUUAAUUAUGUCACGCUUAUUAGUGGCUCAUAUUUAUUUACGGCCUAUGUUUGAACUUGACUACAAAGGCAGAGCAUCAUUUCAUCCUUUCAGGGUGAAACACUCCACUUUCUCUGUGUCAUGGCAGCUCAGAAAACUUCAUUAACUUUGGUUAUUUAAAGGUAUGGCUUAAAAUCAGUUGUGUUAUCAGUAUAAAUUAUUUAAGAUUUAAUUAAAUUGUUUUCAAUUGACUUACAGCAGCUUACUCUGAUCUAGGAACACUCUCUUAUCCUCAAAAACUGAAGUUACUCAGUCUUAAAUGCUUUUUACAUUACAUAAAUCA